Molecule: messenger RNA, 532 nt
Organism: Dufourea novaeangliae
Lineage: Eukaryota; Metazoa; Arthropoda; Insecta; Hymenoptera; Halictidae
Gene: ATPsynF
Product: putative ATP synthase subunit f, mitochondrial
Exons: 4
Coding region: 102-425 (107 amino acids)
Biological process (GO): proton motive force-driven mitochondrial ATP synthesis
Molecular function (GO): proton-transporting ATP synthase activity, rotational mechanism
Source: RefSeq, a predicted model, not a curated record
UACGGAUGAACCGUUCCUUCAUCGAUACGUGCCACCGAAGGUUCCAUUAUUUAACGACACCUUCUUCCCAGUCUAUCCGUUGAUUCUGUACUAUAUUAAAAAUGAGAAUCGGUGAUUACCCUAUUGAAUACGAUCCGGGAAGACAUGGCCCAUAUGAUCCUGCUCGAUAUUACGGAAAACCUGAUACACCCUUCGGUGAACUGAAACUUGCUGAAAUACCCUCAUGGUUGGGACGACGUAAUAAGGGAAUUCGUCCCCUCAUGGCAUUAGGUUCCCGAGCUUUUUGGCGAUGGCAGCAUAAACAUGUGCAGCCUAGGAAAGCAGGUAUAGCUCCACUGUUCCAAGUUGCUGUUGGAUCAUCCAUCAUAUUCUAUGUGUUCAAUUACUUACGUAUUAGGGGUCACAGGAACUACAAGUACCAUUAGGACAUUACUACGUCAUUGAUGAAGAUAUAUUCAGUCAAGAUAGAAUAUUUCAAUAUAUUAGUUAAUCAAUUUAAAAAUUAACAAACUUACUACACUUGUAAAGUAAA